GCGGCGGUCGCGCUCCGCAGUGCUCCUUGCUCCGCGCGACUCAGCGGCCGCCGGCUCGCAGCGCAGUUUCAGGAGGGAAACACAAAUCUGCGCUCCAAGAUUCCCGAAGAGUCGGCGUGAUGCUGGCUGCGACAGCGACCGUCUGCCUGGCCCUCUUCGUGGUCUCGGCAUGCGGCCUGCAGGAAAACCACGAGCAGAAAGUGGAGCAAAGUAUUUACCAGGCAGCUAUCAACAUUACCGACUGGCCUUUACAAGAAGGAAUCAUUAUGAAACCACAUGAUGGAGACACAGAGAUUCAAGAGCAUUCCACGAAGAAAGAGAAAAACAGAUCUAAACCUAUUACGUACUUGCCGGACCUGUUUGACGCCUGGAGGUCGCGCUACACCCUGGUGGACGGGCUGGGCUACUACCGGGUGGUGAAGGGACUACACCUCAACUGGGAGGCGGCGCGGGACGCCUGCCGCGCCGAGGGUGCCCACCUGGCCGUGGUCAACUCCCGGCGCGAGGCGGCCGCCCUCAGGAGGCUCUACUACGACGAGGGCAUCAAGACGGACCUGGUGAUCCGUCGCGCGUGGGUCGGCGCGUACCGGCCUCUGGGGCAGCAUCACUACGUCACGGUGCACGGAACACAACUAAAGAAAGCUGGGUUCAAUGCCUGGAAUGAUGAAAGAGAUGAUAAGAACACUGAAGAACGCUGUGUUCUGCUUAAUGUAGACACAGAAACACUACUUUCUAGUAUUCCAUGCAAAUGGCCUCAACACCACAUAUGUGAACAUGAAUUGUGAAGAUUGUUUCAGUAAUGAAAAUAAAAUACAUUUUACCUCAA
Molecule: messenger RNA, 826 nt
Organism: Bacillus rossius redtenbacheri
Lineage: Eukaryota; Metazoa; Arthropoda; Insecta; Phasmatodea; Bacillidae
Product: hemolymph lipopolysaccharide-binding protein-like
Exons: 5
Coding region: 120-785 (221 amino acids)
Biological process (GO): biological process involved in interspecies interaction between organisms
Cellular component (GO): external side of plasma membrane
Molecular function (GO): carbohydrate binding
Source: RefSeq, a predicted model, not a curated record